GGGCGAGGGGCGUCACGGAGUCAGGUGGUCCCCGGAGUUCCCCGGGGCUGGACCGAGGGAACACGGUGCCUCGGGUUGUGUACACGCUCCACUGACAGAGCUUCUUGCAGCCGGGCAGCCGCUGAUCACGCGUGGCCCUGCCAGUUCAUUGGCUGAGGCCUCACACACCUUUGCCGCUGAUUGGUCGACAUCAGGCCCCGCCCUCUACCCCGCCCGCGGCGCGGGGCAGGCAGAGCGGCUACCUGCACGGGGAGGGGGACAGACAGCGCGGAGCGCGGUGGCGUCGACGUCUAGUGUCUCAGUGCUCCCGUCUGUGGCUAACUAAGCAGCCAGCAGCCAGGCAGCUCGCGACCUGCGGCCAGGCAGCCAACCAUGCUCAACUUCGGCGCUUCUCUCCAGCAAGCUUCGGAGGGGAAAAUGGAACUAAUUUCUGAAAAGCCCAGAGAGGGGAAGCAUCCCUGGGACAAAGCUGAGCAGAGUGACUUUGAAGCGGUGGAAGCACUCAUGUCCAUGAGCUGCGACUGGAAGUCUCACUUCAAGAAAUACCUUGAAAACCGGCCUGUCACGCCAGUGUCUGAUACCUCCGAGGAUGACAGCUUGCUUCCAGGGACGCCUGACCUUCAGACAGUCCCAGCAUUUUGUUUAACGCCACCUUACAGCCCCUCUGACUUCGAACCCUCCCAAGGGUCAAAUCUGACAGCACCAGCGCCAUCUACUGGCCACUUCAAAUCACUCUCUGAUGCUGCCAAGCCUCCAGGCGCCACUCCUUUCAAAGAGGAGGAAAAGAGUCCUUUAGCUGCCCCUCCCCUCCCUAAGGCUCAAGCCACCAGUGUCAUCCGUCACACAGCUGAUGCCCAACUGUGCAACCACCAGUCCUGCCCCGUGAAAGCAGCUAGCAUCCUCAACUAUCAGGACAAUUCUUUCCGGAGAAGAACCCACGUAAAUGUUGAGGCUACUCGAAAGAACAUACCCUGUGCUGCUGUGUCACCAAACAGAUCCAAGCCUGAGCCCAGCACAGUGUCCGAUGGUGAUGAGAAGGCGGGUGCUGCACUGUAUGACUUUGCUGUGCCUUCCUCAGAGACAGUAAUUUGUAGGUCUCAGCCAGCUCCUUCGUCCCCAGUGCAGAAGUCAGUACUAGUGUCUUCACCUACAGUAUCCACUGGGGGAGUGCCACCCCUGCCUGUCAUCUGCCAGAUGGUUCCCCUUCCUGCCAACAACUCUCUUGUUAGCACAGUUGUCCCCAGCACUCCUCCUAGCCAGCCACCAGCUGUCUGCUCACCUGUGUUGUUCAUGGGCGCUCAGGUGCCUGAGGGCACCGUCGUGUUUGUGGUACCCCAGCCUGUUGUGCAGAGCUCAAGGCCUCCAGUGGUGAGCCCCAGUGGCACCAGACUGUCUCCCAUUGCCCCUGCGCCUGGAUUCUCUCCUUCAGCAGCAAGGGUCACUCCCCAGAUUGACUCGUCCAGAGUUAGAAGUCACAUCUGUGGCCACCCAGGGUGUGGCAAGACUUACUUUAAAAGUUCCCAUCUGAAGGCCCACGUGAGGACACACACAGGGGAGAAACCCUUCAGCUGCAGCUGGAAAGGCUGUGAAAGGAGGUUUGCUCGCUCCGAUGAACUGUCCAGACACCGGCGGACACACACAGGUGAGAAGAAGUUUGCCUGUCCCAUGUGUGACCGUCGGUUCAUGAGGAGCGACCAUUUAACCAAGCAUGCCCGACGCCACCUAUCAGCCAAGAAGCUGCCAAACUGGCAAAUGGAAGUUAGCAAGUUAAAUGACAUUGCUCUGCCUCCGACCCCUGCUUCCGCACAGUGACGGCCAGAAGAUGGAGACGCGGAAUAAACUUUGGUCAGAGUCAGGAGCCAGUGAUGGUGUCAAGUGCUUCUGCAAGGCUGUGGCCCUCCACAAGGGCCUAAAGUAGAAACCCUGGCCUGGGGGAGGCCCCGCCUGGGUGAAAUGACAAGAAGUGCUUCAGCCACAGGCAGGUCACAGAGGACAGGGCUCAGUUCUUACCACAUAAAGAGAGGAGAACCCUUUUAUUCCUCCCUUAUUUUAGUCUGGAAGGUUUCGGCUGAGGUGAGCACAGCACAGGUUUUGAAUCACAUACACACUGGGGACUUUGUUUUUGCCAUUUAUACUCGAGACCAGCUUUGCAGUGCGAUUCUUUCAAAGGAUUGGUUUCAAGAAUAUAGAGGCUGGAAAUUACGGUACAGAAAUGGAGCUAGAAAAUGAGUUUGUUACACAGAGAUGUCAUCUUCUCCUAGAGUUAUCUUGUUUCUUAUUUCUAGGAGUCUUUCCAGUCAACUCCGUGGAUGUAGCUAAGUAUAUCUAAAACUAUCAUUUUUCCACUAUUGUUGGUAUUUGAAGUUGAACAGCUGUACAUUGCUGUGGGGGAGCCAAAGGAUUGGAGCCCUCAUUAAUUUAAUUGCUUGGAAGUGCAGCUAAAAUUCUUCUUUGACAUUUUGUUUUGAAAGUUUAGGCAUUUUACUCUACUUUAGAUUUUAGUUUGCUUGCAGUUUUUUGUGUAGAUUUGAAAAUUGUAUACCAAUGUGUUUUCUGUAGACUUAAAAUACAUUGCACUUUGUUUAGAAAAAAAAUCUGGAGAUGAAAAUAUGUAUUAUAAAGAAGAGAUGUCAAGAAUUUGAGAUAACUCCUUGAGAAAGGUGGCUUUAUGUCAUCAGCAAAGGACACUUAACGUCAAACAUACACUGUGGUUUUUUGGGUUUUUUUGUUGUUGUUGUUGUUUUUGUUUUCAAAUUAGAAAGUUUAGUGACCAUUACAGGUGGACAGUGUCAUUUUAUUUAUAGGAGUUUUUCAGGAUGUCAGAGUAGAUCGGCAGGAAAAUUGUUAUUAGAACAUUCACUUCUACCUUGAAAAGGAUGUUGAUGUCAUGUUUGUAGCGCCGCAGUGUCUGGGCAUCUGGGAAACUCCGAGACUUUUAGAGUGUCAUAAUGUGGUCACCCCUGCAGUUUGGGGCAUCGGAUCCAGGGCCUUGCAUGUCUUCUGUAAGAGCUCUCAUCACUGAGCUGUAUCCCCCCCCCCCCCAAGAGCAAUGACUUUUGCUAACAGUAUUUCUUUUCUGUUGUAAAGUGGACAGAUGAUACACUUGGUCGCAAAGGAAAAUUAUUCAAAAUCCACAGUGAAAACCUCACCACACCUUCCCAUUUAAACUGUUUCCAUAUCUCAGAGGUUUCUGACAUGCAAACUUGAACCCUUGAAAGAAGAGUUUUCUUAAAAAUUAUAAAAAAUCACGAGUUACAAUUUGCACAAUAUUUUUUGUUGAACUUUAUACCUUGUUUACAAUAAAGACUUUUCUUUGGUAUA
This is a messenger RNA of Mus caroli (Ryukyu mouse), 3321 nucleotides long. RefSeq names its product KLF transcription factor 10 (gene Klf10). Gene Ontology annotation, biological process: regulation of transcription by RNA polymerase II. NCBI's taxonomy places the organism in Eukaryota, Metazoa, Chordata, Mammalia, Rodentia, Muridae. The record is from RefSeq and is a predicted model, not a curated record. Gene Ontology annotation, molecular function: DNA-binding transcription factor activity, RNA polymerase II-specific; RNA polymerase II cis-regulatory region sequence-specific DNA binding.